Triticum dicoccoides is the source of this 2282-nucleotide messenger RNA. Its product is annotated as beta-fructofuranosidase, insoluble isoenzyme 4-like. Gene Ontology annotation, molecular function: hydrolase activity, hydrolyzing O-glycosyl compounds. The record is from RefSeq and is a predicted model, not a curated record. NCBI's taxonomy places the organism in Eukaryota, Viridiplantae, Streptophyta, Magnoliopsida, Poales, Poaceae. Bases 89 to 1888 code for a protein of 599 amino acids. The transcript is spliced from 9 exons. Gene Ontology annotation, biological process: carbohydrate metabolic process.
ACCUCUCCCCUCCCUCCCGGCCACAUGGAAGGUGACUGACUUGUAUGCAUGUGUGUCUGUGUUGGUCCUUUGUGCUGCUGCUGCUUUGAUGAUGAUGCUGAUGUGUGCUCUGCUCACAGUGCUCGCUCGACUUGCUUGUGUGUUCUGCGCCACCAUUCUUUUGCAGAGCCUGGCAUGGCCCUGCAGCAAUGGAGAGAGAGGCUUCUCCUACCCCCAGUCUCCAAAGGCCCCCUCCAUUGUCAGCGAGAGGUACAGGACUGCCUACCACUUCCAGCCUCCCAGGAACUGGAUGAACGAUCCAUGUGGACCAAUGUACUACAAUGGCGUCUACCAUGAAUUCUACCAGUAUAACCCCGAUGGCGCCUUUGACCCCAAUGACUCCCUCAUGAACAUGGUUUGGGGCCAUUCGGUUUCAACAGACCUCAUCAACUGGGUCGGUCUUGAACCGGCAAUCAAACCGGAUAUCCCAAGUGACAUAUGCGGUUGUUGGACCGGCUCAGCCACAAUUCUAUUUGGUGUUCAACCGGUCAUCAUAUACACUGGUCUCAUCGACAGGAAGGCGAAUCAGGUCCAAAACAUUGCGCUUCCCAAAAACCGUUCUGAUCCGUACCUGAGGGAAUGGGCCAAAGUAGGCAGUAACCCAGUGAUCCAACAUGUCAUACCAGGCUUGAACUCGAGCCAUUUCAGGGAUCCGACAACCGGUUGGAUUGGACCGGAUGGACUAUGGAGAAUAGCAGUUGGUGCUGAGGUGAACGGCAUCGGUACUGCACUUCUGUACAAGAGUGAAGACUUUAUGAGUUGGACUAGAAUUGAACGCCCGCUGUAUUCAAACAAUGCCCUCAAUAUGUGGGAGUGCCUGGAUUUCUUCGCCGUAGUGCCGGGAAGUAACAAUGGACUGGACAUGUCUUCAGAAAUUCCAAGUGGUGCCAAGCAUGUCCUCAAAGUGAGCAUCAAUUCCUGUGACAUGUACAUAGUUGGGGUGUAUGAUCUCAAACGUGAUGAGUUUGUGCCAGACACCGUCCAAGAUGACAAUCGGCUGUGGACGAGGAUCGAUUAUGGUACUUUCUAUGCUUCAAAAUCAUUCUUUGACUCCAAACACGGCAGGAGAGUCAUAUGGGCUUGGAGUAACGAGACAGAUAGUUAUUCAGAUGAUAUUGCAAAAGGCUGGGCAGGAAUCCAUUCAAUCCCCAGGACAAUUUGGUUAGAUGGCGAUGGCAAGCAGUUGAUCCAAUGGCCAGUUGAAGAGAUUGAGUCCCUUCGAAUAAAUGAAAUCAACCAUCAAGGACUAGAGCUGAAAAAGGGAGAUCUAUUUGAGAUUAAGGGAAUCGACACUAUCCAGGCUGACAUUGAGAUAGAUUUUGAGCCGACGUCCAUCGAUGACGCCGAACCUUUUGAUCCUUCAUGGCUUUUUGACCCCCGGAAGCAGUGCCGGGAGGCGGAUGCAUCGGUUCAUGGUGGCAUAGGGCCAUUUGGACUUGUUAUUCUUGCCUCUGACAACAUGGAGGAGCACACUGCAGUGCAUUUCAGGGUUUACAAAUCAGAGCAAAAGUACAUUAUCCUCAUGUGCUCCGAUCUUAGAAGGUCUUCCCUGAGACCAGGACUGUACACACCAGCCUAUGGAGGCUUCUUUGAAUUUGACCUUGAAAAUGAAAAAAGGAUAUCCCUCAGGACUCUGAUCGAUCGGUCGGCGGUGGAGAGCUUCGGCAGCGGUGGCAGGAUCUGCAUCACGGCCAGAGUUUAUCCGGUGGCGCUUGUCGACAACGGCGCCACCCACAUGUAUGCCUUCAACAAUGGAAGUACCACGGUCGGAGUGCCACAGCUAAGGGCAUGGAGCAUGAAGAGAGCACAAGUGAAUGUGAUGAAGGGUGGAAGUGUGAUCGAUGCUUAGCACAGAAGAGCAAUUCUAGUCAGACGUGUGAUUGAAAGACUGGCCACGCACUUGUUGAUUUCAAUAUUUACCACGUGUAAGAAGGUAAGAGUCAAUCAAGCCAUUCAUUGAUGAGAUCAACGGCUAAGAUCUAUUUUAUACUCUUACCUCUCAUGUGAAAAGAGGGGGUAAGAGGGACCAUGUUAAAACUGCUCUUGAACUUUUGAAGUAGUUGCAAUUGGUAAGUAAGCAUAGUGCUUGUUGCCAACAACGAUUUAAAUUCGUAGAGGUUUGGAAUAAACAAAUAUGAGCUUGUGCAUGCCACAAAGUUCAAGUAAGAAUGUAUGUAUGUAUGUAUGCAACAAUACUGUAGAAACCAGCAGCUUGUCGCCAACGAUCUUUCUUGGCUGUCUCA